CAAAGGGGCAAAAGCUCGGCGGGGGUAAGGGUGUGAAUGAGCACGGAGGCCAUGGAUGGUCGGAUGAGCCUGUUUGACACGGUGUUCAGUUUUUUGGAGGAAGGAGGAGGAGUCGGUGGUGGCGGUGGGAGCGCGGAAGGGGGCUGUCAUGAUGGUGGUGAUGCCUUAGACAGCGGCGACGACGAGGAGGGGACGAGCCACAGCACCGCGGAGAAGAAGGCCUUCUGGGAGUCGCAGCAACAGCUUCUUCGGGAAGCGCUAUCUCGGACGAGCUCCACCGAGGCCAAGUUACUGCAGCGCACGAAGGAUGCCGUGACCAAGAUGCAAGCCGAGGGUGUCGUCUGCACUUGCUCGAAUAGCAUGGCAAAGGAGUGCCGCAACUGCGCGCUAGCCUACAUCACACGACAGCUUCACCAGCUGGGCUACAACAGCGCCUUGUGCAAGUCCAAAUGGACGAGGUCGCCGGACAUCCCUUCAGGCGAACACAGCUACGUCGACGUGGUGAUGGAAACGAAGGGCGGCAAGAAAGGCCCCGUCAGGCUGGUCGUCGAGUUAAACUUCCGGGCGGAGUUUGAGAUGGCAAGAGGCAGCCAGGAGUACAACCGCCUGGUGAGCUUCCUGCCGGAGGUUUUCGUGGGAAAGUCGGAGAAGCUGCGGGGUGUCCUCAAGAUCGUGUGCGCGGCGGCGAAGAAGUGCAUGAAGGAGAACAAGAUGCACAUGGCGCCGUGGCGGAAGCACAAGUACAUGCAGUCCAAGUGGCUGGGCACGCCAGAGAGGGCAGGCCCGAGGGUGAUGUCCUUCCCGCCCACGGUGUCGGAGCGGCAGCCCAAGCGCAAGGCCUCCAUGUUGACGUUCGACUUGCACCUCACCGCCGUUAGAGUGGUGUGACCGGCAAAUUUAGGGGUGGGUGUUUCUGAGCUUGAGCCGUGCACCUCCGCUUCAGUUUUGUCAUGCCCGCUUGAGUACAGCGCAUCGAUCUUGGAGCUAUCAGUCAAUAGAGGACCGAAUCAGUGAUGGGAGACUACCCACAUAAGUAUUAUAUAUAUAUACAUAUAUAUGUAUAUAUAUACAUAUAUAUAUAUAUAUAUUCCCUUGUGAUGUGUUAUUGUACGAUGUGAGCUACCUUGUGGACCAUUGAACUCGAUCGAGCUUGGAAAAUUUUCUAUGUACCAUCGUUUAACUCGA
This is a messenger RNA of Musa acuminata subsp. malaccensis (wild Malaysian banana), 1185 nucleotides long. RefSeq lists its product as uncharacterized. NCBI's taxonomy places the organism in Eukaryota, Viridiplantae, Streptophyta, Magnoliopsida, Zingiberales, Musaceae. The record is from RefSeq and is a predicted model, not a curated record.